GUGGCUCGUAGUAGUUUAACACAGAGUGGAAUGGCAUCUAUUGGUAGUAAUAACAACAAUGGGAUGAGUUUACAACAUCUUGACUUGACUGGUUGCCGGGGAGUAAAAUGUGUGGGUCAUUUAGCCUGUGCAGUUUCACUACGUUUAUUAGAUGUAUCGUGGGCAAAUGUAAAGCGUGAUGGUCUUUUGGGUUUAAUAGACUCACAAUGUUUAGAAGUACUGCGAAUAGCAGGAAAUCCAUUACGUAGUAUU
Messenger RNA from Trypanosoma theileri, 252 nucleotides. RefSeq lists its product as uncharacterized. Gene Ontology annotation, molecular function: protein binding. The transcript has a single exon. The record is from RefSeq and is a predicted model, not a curated record. NCBI's taxonomy places the organism in Eukaryota, Euglenozoa, Kinetoplastea, Trypanosomatida, Trypanosomatidae. The annotation marks the transcript as partial.